Messenger RNA from Cylindrotheca closterium, 1479 nucleotides. The record is from the annotation of a GenBank genome assembly. NCBI's taxonomy places the organism in Eukaryota, Bacillariophyta, Bacillariophyceae, Bacillariales, Bacillariaceae.
AUGGCCGCCGUUCCUCCUUUCUUCACUGUACAUGACGACAUGGUUAUCUGUGGCAUUGACGAUGUGACCCUUUUCCAAGGACGCACACAAGCCGAGAGAAUUGCUUAUGAAAUAUUCACCACAACGAUGGAUAGCACCAUCGACAAACUAAACGAGGAGUUCAAAACCCUUGCAGGAUUGACGAUCGCGCAAGGACAGAUACGCUUGAUGCCAGCUAUCAAAAAGAACAUCCGCGCAUUCAUCCAAUGGUGCACAGAUGAGAUCCGCAUGGGACGAGACCCUGUCACAGCGCCAUUUCCUGUCGUUGAUGCAGCCAAAGUGCACAGAUACAUGAAAACACACGAGCAAUACGUGUAUGGCUCCAAGUUGAUGUUGCAGCAAGCGCUACCACAAGACUUCACCAACGAUGUCCAAUGGGAAGAUUGGUGCCCAAAAUUCAAAAAUUACCUUCGCACCAUACCAGUAGGAGACGGUGUGCCACUAAGUUACAUUGUGAGAAUGAACGAUGCAGGAAUACUGACCCUGCACAAAGAUUGCUUGGAAAUAUACAUCAACAUGACACCACACAUUGGCAAAGCAUACGUCAUGGACAACGCCAAAGUACUAGUCCUUCUAAGCAAGUUUACCGAGGCUGAGGCGACCCUCCAAGCCAUCAACAUUGCAGGCAAUGGAAGAGAAGCAUUCAAAGCACUACGUACCCACUAUGAUGGCAAAGGGAUACUAGCCAGCAAUAUCGUCGAAGCUGAACACACCAUCAAAGAACUGUGUUACGUCGGUGAAAAACCCAAAAUGAACUGGUCCAUGUUUGAACAAAUGCUGAAGAAAGCAUGUGCAGCAUGCGACAAACAUGAGGGGAGAGAAGUCCAUUCAGAUGCAAUGAAACUACAUAGCCUAGAAAGCAAGGUUACAGCACCAUUUCUACAACUGAACAAGACGGCAAUUGAUACAGAAAUUGGCAGAAGACCAAUGUUAAUGACUUUCACGACAGCAUUACAAAUCUACGGAACUGCAGUGAGAGAAACGUUUCCCCAAGGAACCAGCAAUGCAACCGAUAGGGGACGAUACUUGAGCGAAACUAGAGCUGACAACAAUCGCGACAGAAGCAGGAGCCGAAACGAUGGAGGAGGCAACAAACGUCGCAAUGGAGAGAAGAUCUGGUACCAUCCUAGCUACCAUUUCUCUCCGACACACCUACAAGCGUUUGCCAAUAAACAACGUGAACGCAUCACAAAGGAAAGAGCCGCAUACCGAGAAAGUCAAGGAUUGCCAGCAACAAGAACAACAAGACAGGCCGCACAAACACAACAAGUGGAAAUGCAACUGGCGGAAUUGCGAGCCGAGGUAGCAUCGAUGAAAUCAAACAACGUUCCUGCUACAAUCCCAGCCGAAGCAGCCACGCAGAUAUCACACGUGACUAUGGGAACGGCUGGAAGUACAGCAAUGGGCGGACGCAACCAACAGGCAAGCGGGAGGACCUGA